AAAAAGAUUAGAAUGAUCAUAAUGGACAACAUAACUAGUAUUAACGAUACUAAACUUCCUUUAUUCUCUAUAUUUCCUUUAUUACUUGAUACUAAGAACGUUCGUGAUAGUAAUGCUGAUACCUGUGAGUCUAAAGAUGAGUUUGACGUGCUGGAAGAGAUGUUUGAACAGUUAAUAACAACUCAUGGUGAAAAAUCACAAACAGCUGAUAUCGAAGAAUUAACUGACCUAAAUGAACCAUUAGAAUCUGAAGUUGAUAAAGCAGGUACUGACUUGACUGUAUUUAUAAUGUCAUCCAAUUAUAAGGAUGUCAGGAUGUCACCAAUUAAUACAAGAUCAGGAGGUGGAAUAAUUGCUAAUACAAACAACACUGCAAUAAUCAAUGGGAAUGAUGGCUUAUGGGAUGAAGGAUGA
Messenger RNA from Dentiscutata erythropus, 414 nucleotides. The record is from the annotation of a GenBank genome assembly. Lineage: Eukaryota; Fungi; Glomeromycota; Glomeromycetes; Diversisporales; Gigasporaceae.